This is a messenger RNA of Fomitopsis serialis, 3282 nucleotides long. RefSeq lists its product as uncharacterized. The record is from RefSeq and is a predicted model, not a curated record. The transcript is spliced from 18 exons. Lineage: Eukaryota; Fungi; Basidiomycota; Agaricomycetes; Polyporales; Fomitopsidaceae. Bases 1 to 3282 code for a protein of 1093 amino acids.
AUGUCUCCGCCUCAGCGACUCCUACCUGCUCCUCCCUCGACCCAUGGGCUUUCCAGCACAACGUUUAGACCUCCGCCAUUAGAUGGCUCCUUGACUCUCCCAGAGCUUUGUGAUUGGCACGGCGAACACUCUGCUAACCAUAGACUGUUUGUCUACGCUGAAGACGAUGGCACUGUCAAGAACAUUUUGUGGUCUAGCGCAAGCCAGGCGAUCCGCCGAGCUGCUGAACUCGUCAAGCAACGCCUAGGAGACAAACAAGGCAAGAACGGGGAUCGGGUGGUCGCCAUUCUGUCGUCUUCAGAUUCCAUUCCAUACAUGACGAUGAUCUUGGGAAUCAUCCGCGCGAAUUGUGUCGCCUUCCCGAUAUCCACGCGGAACUCUCCUGCGGCGGUAGCACACCUCAUUGAGAAAACGGGUGUGAAGCACAUCCUAGUUGGGCGUGAACAGGCCAUGCGGGAGCUGGUCGCGCAAUCCCUGGAAGUCUUGAGAACGCAAUACCCAGCGUUUCCGCAGCCGGAGCUCUCACCAAUGCCGGUUUUUGCUGAGUUAUACACUAGCGACGACAGCGAUGAGGCACUUUCCUCGGUAGACGCCCCUUAUGAACGACAAGACUCGGACACACUUGCGCUCAUUCUGCAUUCGUCGGGAUCGACUGCAUUCCCGAAGCCUAUUCCCGCGACUCUCCAACGUCUGUUGCAAUUCGCCAGAGCCCCAUGCUACGGCGAGCGCGAUCUCGUCGAUAAGAUCAUGUCUCUGCAUGGUAACCCGAUGUAUCACGCUAUGGGUUGCACCAUCACCAGUUUUGCUAUUUCAUCGGGCUUGUGCAUUGGCUUGCCCGCACCGAAGUAUCCUCCUCCGAGUCUGACAGCGGGCUUGACGAUCCGCGGGGCAAUGGCUACUCACUCGGACUACAUUCUUGCAGCCCCAUCAAUGAUCGAGAAGUGGUCGCGCGACCCAGACUACGUGAAAUGGCUGAGCGGGUGUAGUGGUGUUCUAUACGGAGGAGGCCCUAUCAACAAGGAGGUAGGAGAUUACUUGGUUUCGUGCGGUGUACCUCUAUUCACCGAAUAUGGGUGCACUGAAUGUGGCGCUGUCAGCACAUUCUUAGAGGCUGAGCUCCCUGGUGAAGAUUGGCAGUAUUUCCGGUUUGCAUAUUCCCUCAAUGUCAGGUUCGAAUCCCAUGGCAAAGAUCAAUAUGAAUGUAUCAUCAUGGCAAAUGAAGUCCUCUAUCCGCAUGUCGUCAACACGAGGGUCGAUGGACUGGAUGGGUAUGCUACCUCUGACGUUGUCGAGCAGCAUCCGACAAAAGAGGGUUAUUGGCGGGUUCUCGGCCGCACAGACGACCAGAUCAUGCAUAGUACGGGCGAGAAGACAAACCCAGGACCCCUGGAGAGUACGACGAAUCAAGACCUACAUGUCGCGGCAUCUGUUAUGUUCGGCCGCGGUCGCUUGCAAACGGGCCUACUGGUAGAACCCAAGGCUGAGUAUAGCUUUGACCCGGCGGAUGAGAACAAGCUGGCGGAAUUCAGGAACCGCAUAUGGCCAACUGUAGAGAGAAUCAACGCUUAUGCUCCACAGCAUUCACGUCUAUUCAAAGAGAUGAUAUUAGUUGCGAAGCCAAGCAAACCCUUUGCGUACACCGCGAAGCAUACUGUACGGCGCGGUGUCGUGCUCAAAGCUUACGAAGACGAGAUCAACGCUCUCUAUGACACGGUCGAUGCCAGUGCGCAAGUUGAAGUCGCUCUCCCGAAGCAAUGGCACCUCGACGAAGCUACGGACUUUGUCCGGAGCGUCGUUAAGAAGGUCAUGGGUCGCGAAGUGCCAGAUGAUGACGACAUUUUCCAGAGCGGAUGUGACAGCCUGCAGGCCACUUACAUCCGCAACGUACUGCUCCGCGCCAUUCGUGAGUCGACCAAGGUCAACAUCAAUACGAUCCCCGAUGGCUUUGUAUAUGAUAACCCAACCAUUUCGCGCAUCGGUUCUUUCAUGUCCACGGUUGCGCGCAGUACCAACGGAAAGGAACAUCUUGGAUCGUCCACACCCCGCAUUGAUUCAAUGCACGCGAUGGUUGCCAAAUACACAGCCGACUAUCCGACUUUCCUCUCGGACCACAAUGUUCCCUCGUCAAAUCCUGCAGAUGUCGUACUAGUAACCGGUACCACCGGCAGCCUGGGUUGUCAUCUUCUUGCUCAACUAGCCGCAAAUCCCGAUAUCCGGCGCAUCUACGCCUUCAACAGGCCGUCUAGCAAUGGUGACACGAUCAGGCUCCGCCAGGAAAGAGCGUUGCGCGAGCGGGGAUUGGACACAAGCGCGUUAGACUCCAGCCGAGUGGUGAUGCUGGAAGGUGACCUGACGCGCCCAAAACUUGGAUUGACGGACGAUAUCUAUCAAGAGAUGCACACUUCGGUGACACACAUCAUACACAAUGCGUGGCCCGUCGAUUUCGCCCUGAAGUUGGCAUCAUUCGAACCUCAAGUCCACGGGAUUCGUGCUCUGAUCGACUUCGCGCUCACCGCACCGAUGCAUGCACAACCACCUCACGUCCAGUUCACAAGUUCCGUUGGAGUCGUUCAAAAUAUGCCUCCAGACAAGCUCUGCGCUGAGACAACGUCUGAGCCUCACGACGUAGUUCCCACUGGCUAUGCCGAGUCGAAGUGGGUAUCCGAACAAAUCCUGUACCAUGCAGCAGCACAUACAGCUCUACGACCGCUGGUUGUUCGGGCGGGCCAGAUAUGCGGGGGGCCCGAUGGUGUGUGGAACGCUCAUGAAUGGUUCCCUUCCAUGGUACAAAGCGCGCGAAUAGUGGGAUGCUUCCCAGAUGACACGAGGGCUGUUGAUUGGAUACCUGCUGACCUCGCGGCCGCGGCAAUUAUCGAUUUUCGAAAAUCCUCGAAUCGCACAGGCACCGUACAUCUUGUGCAUCCACGUCCGGUCUCUUGGCGGUCACUUGCGACUUUCGUCGCUGGUGAAUUCUCGGUACCCCUCGUACCGUAUUCGACGUGGCUCGGCAAGCUCGAGAAUUCGGUUUCCAAGUACAACUCUCGCCUGGCCGUAGCGUCUUCGGUACCUCGUGGCCUACACGCGUCGCGCCUACUGUCGUUCUACAGAAGCCUAGCAAAUCGGGUCGACGCAGGACCAAUGGCGCUAGGAAUGGUGAAUCUUGACUUGAAAGAGGCUCUCAGCGCAUCACCUACCCUGGCGGACCCUGGAUUGAGACGCUUGCGGAUGGAAGACAUGCAGAGAUGGAUGGCGUAUUGGCGGAGAACGAGUGUCUUCUCUUGA